Molecule: messenger RNA, 1896 nt
Organism: Manacus vitellinus (golden-collared manakin)
Lineage: Eukaryota; Metazoa; Chordata; Aves; Passeriformes; Pipridae
Gene: SQOR
Product: sulfide quinone oxidoreductase
Exons: 9
Coding region: 385-1737 (450 amino acids)
Cellular component (GO): mitochondrion
Molecular function (GO): sulfide:quinone oxidoreductase activity; FAD binding
Source: RefSeq, a predicted model, not a curated record
UCAUUAUUUCAGUGAUCUAUACCACCUUGCAAUUCUUGUUUGUUUUUGCAGCGCUUAUCUUUUCAGGAUUGUAAUAUUGCAUCUGGGGUUACAGCAUAGGCACUGCCUGUGCUAUAGGAUCAGAUGGACUUGCUACAAUAACCAGAAACUGUUCCUUUGCUUGUAUGAAAUUUCAGUUUCAUGGCAGAGGCCAUGAUGGACCUUUUUUUUUUUUCUUUCCCGAAUUGAUUACAGUCCAUUUUCAAAUUAGUGGUUUAACUGCAACAAAAGGUUUGGUAUUAUAAUUAUUGCCCUGAAGACUCAUCCAAGCAUAUAAAUAAAUUCUACCUUCUGUGAUUGUUACUGAUGCCUUUCCUUAUCUCGUAGCUUCCCACCUAGUGAAAGAUGUCAGCAAUAGGAGUAGUGUCUUCCUGUUCCUGUUUCCAUCCUGGUGUAUGGCUGCUGAAAUCAGGGAUGCAGAAGAUGAGCUCCUUUGGCUUACAUACAGCAGCCAGGUGUGCUGCCAAGGAUUACUAUGAAGUACUGGUGUUGGGUGGGGGCGCUGGUGGAAUUGCCAUGAGUGCUCGGAUGAAGAGGAAAGUGGGAGCAGGAAAUGUGGCUGUUGUUGAGCCAAGUAAGACUCAUUACUAUCAGCCGCUGUGGACCCUGGUUGGUGGCGGUGCAAAGCAGCUGGCGGCUUCUGCACGUCCAACGGGAACUGUAAUGCCCAAAGGUGUGGAGUGGAUCAAAUCUCGAGUUACAGCAUUGGAUCCAGAUAAGAACUGUGUCUGGCUGGAGAAUGAUAUCAAGGUAUCUUACAAGUAUCUGAUAAUUGCCCUUGGAAUUAGUCUGCAUUAUGAAAAGAUCAAAGGCUUGCCUGAGGGUUUUGAUCACCCUAAAAUAGGUUCCAAUUAUUCAAUUCACACGGUAGAGAAAACAUGGAAAGCUAUACAAGACUUUAAGGAAGGAAAUGCAAUCUUCACUUUCCCAAAUACUCCAGUGAAGUGUGCAGGGGCUCCUCAGAAGAUCAUGUAUUUAUCAGAUGCAUACUGGAGGAAAACAGGAAAACGUUCCAAAGCAAAUAUCAUGUUCAACACUUCACUUGGUGCAAUUUUUGCUGUUAAGAAGUAUGCUGAUGCAUUGCUUGAAGUAAUAAAGGAGAGGAAUAUUGCUGUGAACUACAAGCGUAACCUUGUGGAAGUUCGAGCAGACAGGCAAGAGGCCGUGUUUGAAAACUUGGAUAAACCUGGAGAGGUUGAAGUUCAUCAGUAUGGAAUGCUUCAUGUCACACCCCCCAUGGGGCCACCUCCUGUACUCAUCAACAGUCCUGUCUCAGAUGCAGCUGGCUGGGUGGAUGUAGAUAAGGAAACUCUACAACAUAAAAAGUAUCCUAAUGUCUUUGGCAUUGGAGACUGCACCAACCUUCCAACAUCAAAAACUGCUGCAGCUGUCGCUGCCCAGUCUGGAGUCCUUGAUAAAACUAUUUCUCUGGUAAUGAAGAACCAGUUGCCAGCUAAAAAGUAUGAUGGAUAUACUUCCUGCCCGCUUGUAACAGGCUACAACAAGGUGAUUCUAGCAGAGUUUGACUACAAUGCUCAGCCUCUGGAGACCUUUCCCAUUGACCAGAGUAAGGAGAGAGUAACCAUGUACCAUAUGAAAGCUGAUAUGAUGCCUUUGCUCUACUGGAAUGCACUACUUAAGGGAUACUGGGGAGGACCAGCUCCCUUCAGGAAGCUGAUGCAUCUGGGCUUGAAGUAACUGCUCAUUCUCGGUGUCGGUCAAACCCUUUUGAAGAAAAUGGAUUGGUCUCACACUGAUCAGUAUCUUCCCUCUUGGAAUACCUAAGAGAUCAACAUGUACACUGGAUGUAAGAGUGAUUCAAUGCUAGUAAAAUGGCCUGAAAGUCUCCCACUGUUC